Messenger RNA from Truncatella angustata, 27110 nucleotides. RefSeq lists its product as uncharacterized. The record is from RefSeq and is a predicted model, not a curated record. Gene Ontology annotation, molecular function: phosphopantetheine binding; catalytic activity. Gene Ontology annotation, cellular component: cytoplasm. Bases 1 to 26940 code for a protein of 8979 amino acids. The transcript is spliced from 2 exons. Lineage: Eukaryota; Fungi; Ascomycota; Sordariomycetes; Amphisphaeriales; Sporocadaceae. Gene Ontology annotation, biological process: secondary metabolite biosynthetic process; amino acid activation for nonribosomal peptide biosynthetic process.
AUGCUGCCAGAGCAGACAGAACAUGGGCUUGACCCAGGAGCACGUCGGGGAAUCGACGAGGAUAGAGUCGACGAAGCAACUGCAAUAGGGGCAUCAGCUUUCUCCCUGCUGAAUAGCCAUGGUGCUCAUGCGAUUCGUGGCGAAAUUGCUGAUGCUUGUCACAUUGAUGCGCAUCUUAUUCAAGACGUCUAUCCGUGCACUCCUAUGCAGGAAGGCUUGAUGUCUCUAUCACUGAAGAAUCCCGGACACUACACUAUGCGAGCAGUCAUGGAACUGCCGAAAGAUGUCGACCUGGACAAAUUCUGUUCUUCCUGGGAAACGGUAGUCUCGGAGUUGGCAAUACUCAGGAAUCGAAUCAUUCAUCACCAUGAGUUGGGAUUUCUUCAAGUAGCCAUAAAGGAGGACAUCCAGUGGGCAAGUGAACAAACACUCGAUGGCUACGAGAAGAAGUCGGAAAUUCUCAACAUGGUGCUAGGAGAACCCCUUUCACGAUAUGCUCUCAUUGCUGGGGAAGGUCCACGUGUCUUGUUCGUGUGGACAGUCCAUCACGCCAUUUACGAUGGCUGGCUCUUGCAAAAGGCGACAAAUAUGGCAAGCUCACUGUUCCAAGGGGAUUUGCCGUUUAGCACCACGCCGUUUGCAAACUUUGUCAAGCAUAUCUUGAACGAGAACAAGGAGCCUGCACGAGAGUUCUGGGUUUCUUAUUUGGCAGGAUGCAAAGAGACACAGCUUCCACCCACUCCUAAACCAGUGGUGAAAAGGAUGGCGAGCUCGUUCCGAGUAGAGCACGACUGCCAACUGGAUCUGAAAAGACGGGCUGUAAAGCCGUCGAUACUGGUAUACGCAGCGUUCGCAUUAGUGGCAGAUGUCAGUCUAUCAAUUGAUACUGUUUUUGGCACAAUAAACUCGGGUAGGAGCUCGGAGCGUCCUGAAUUGGCCAAUGCUGCGGGACCGACCAUUACUGCUACCCCAGUUCGGGUCAAGACGCAUGGCAAGACAUCUGUCAUCGAAUUCCUCCAGAGUGUUCAAGACGAAUCUCGACAGCGAGAGAAGUUUCAACAUGUCGGAUUGCAGACCAUUGCCAAGGUGAGUGAGGAUGCAAAGAAGGCUUGUGACUUUCAGACAAUGGUGAUAGUGCAGCCAAGAGAGAACGACCUGGAAGCCGCACCUUCCAUGGGCAAAUGGAUAACAGGAUCUAAAGAUCCUAGUUUACAGACGUACAAGUUGGUAAUACACGCAAUACUGAAGGGCCCAGUCAUCAAACUCAUUGCCGAGUCAAAUGACAGCAUCAUUUUUCCCCAAGAGGCAACCGUGCUACUGCAGCGAAUGGGAAACGUUAUGACUCAGCUUGUCUCCCCUAGGCCAAAUCAGAUUGUAUCAGAUAUUGAUAUUCUGGCACUGAGCGAGCAUCAACAGUUAUGGAGCUGGAAUGGUGUGGUGCCACCGGCGGUCAAUAGAUGUUUGCACAGCCUCGUGGAGGAGCAGGCAAGAGCCCGCCCGGAAGCGCAAGCUGUGUGUGCCUGGGAUGGUGAGCUGACCUAUGAGGAAUUGGACUCACUAUCGACUAGGCUGGCGUGCCAGCUCACCAGAAUCGGCUUCGGAUCUCAAACAAAGCUUGUGCCCAUAUGUUUUUCGAAAUCACGUUGGGCUGUGGUUGCGAUGCUCGCGGUACUCAAGGCUGGUGGCACAAUUGUACCAGUGGAUCCGUCGCCAACAGCACACCACCGGAGGGAGAGCAUCAUCUCUCAGACUGGAGCUAAAAUCGUACUUGCAUCCGCUGAUAUCGCUCCAAUUCUGGCUCGAGAUGGCCGCGUGGUCAUUACCGUACAAGAUCAGAGCACGGAUAACUCAGCCAUAGUUAGCUCGGUUGAAGCUAUAACCACUGUUCCAUUGAUGGCGGCAUAUGUUAUAUUCACAUCUGGUAGUACUGGGAAGCCAAAAGGUGUAGUUAUAGGUCACCGAGCAGCUAGCACUACCUGCGUUGUCCAUUGGUCUCGGAUUGGUGCAGGUAUCGAUACCCGCACCCUCCAAUUCUCAGCCUUUACCUUUGAUGUCAGCAUCCUUGAAAUCUUUGGCACCCUAACGCAUGGAGGUUGUAUAUGCAUACCAUCAGAGAGCGACCGUCUCAAUGCGUUAGAAAGCACGAUCACUAAAAUGGGUAUCAACCUCACAGUCACGACCCCGACAGUGAGCCGUCUGCUUGAGCCGAAAAGGGUUCCAUCACUCACCACAGUCGUCUUGUGCGGAGAGAACUCCAAGAUGGAGGACCUCGAGAGAUGGACGCAGCAAGCCAAGGUAUUUGAUGCUUACGGACCGACCGAGACGGCGAUCUUAUGCUCCAUGCACGAGUUCCGUAAGGCUCCAUCUGCUGGCGGGCUUGAACCUUGUAUUGGCACUGCUACGGGCUCAGUGGUGUGGGUCGUUGUGCCGGACAAUGUCAAUCAACUCGCGCCUAUUGGAGCAGUUGGUGAAGUCUUAAUAGAAGGUCCUCUCGUCGGGGAAGGAUACCUGAGUGACCCUGAACGAACGGCUGCGUCGUUCAUCGAGGAUCCGCCCUGGCUAGUGCGAGGGCUCCCAGGAACUUCUCAUGUAGGCCGACGUGGUCGCUUGUACAAGAGUGGUGACUUAGUGAGAUACAACGAAGACGGAACUCUAGUCUUCGUCGGCCGCCAUGAUGGCCAAGUCAAGAUCCGUGGGCACCGUGUGGAAUUGGGCGAAGUGGAACACCACAUUCUGGCUUACAUGCCGGAUGCUAAGCGUGUCGCUGCCGACGUUAUUGUACCGUCUGGGGAGGACGCAAAUCCUCUACUAGCUGCAUUUAUUGCCACGGACGAAAGUUCUGGCAAUGGUGUCAACAGUACUUCUAUUCAGGACUCUGAAAUACGGCUAAUGGACGUCUCUAAAGACCUGGAAGAUUAUUUGGCAGCGCGAUUGCCGGUUUAUAUGGUCCCAGCUGUGUACUUCCUCACCAACAAGUUACCUUUUAACGAUUCAGGCAAGACUGAUCGUCGAGCUUUGCGUGAGAAAACAAAACAGUUCUCUACAAAGCAGCUCUCUGAGCUUCGUAGCGGGCAUCAAGGCAACAACAACAAAUCGCCACCAGCCACAGCAACAGAGCGCAUCAUUCAGGAAAUAUGGGCUCGAGUGCUCAAGAUUGAUGCCGCCAUGAUUGGCGUUGACGAUAGCUUCUUUCAGGUCGGUGGGGACUCUGUCACUGUAAUCAAGUUCGUGGCAAACGCCCGUAGGGCUGAUAUGCCACUUUCUGUUGCUGACGUCUUCCGCGACCCGCGAUUAUCAGCUAUAUCGGCGACAAUUUCGGGAAUGGUGGCUCAAUCACCACAGUACGAGUUGGACCCGUUCGCCUUGUUAGAGAGAAGGAGUAAGAUAAGCGCAGCACAGUGCCAUGAUCGUAUCGCUACCGCCUGUAACAUUGAUCCAGUACGCAUCGAAGAUGCAUAUCCUUGUACGCCCCUGCAGGAAGGUCUUCUUUCCUUGACAUCCAAGGCUGUUGGUGCGUACACUACACGCAACGUUCUACACUUGUCAGAGCACGUCGAUGUAGAUCUUUUUCGCCGAACAUGGGAUCGGAUAGUACAGAUGUCACCAAACCUACGCACACGGAUUGUUCGAGAUGACGAGUUCGGUCUGGUCCAGGUCGUUGUCGACGAGAAGAUCCACUGGGCGCAAGGGAAUGACCUAGAUGUCUUCCUCCGGCAGGACGCUGCACAUGCCAUGACCACUGGGGAGCCCCUCACCCGGUUUGCUCUAGUCGCGAACAAGUCAGGUUCGUGGUUCGUUUGGACGAUCCAUCAUGCUUUAUACGACGGGCAGUUUCUUGCGCGAAUCCCCAAUCUCGUAAGCCAUAUUUAUAAAGGACAAGUGAACAGCACUGCAUUGAAAGACUUCAAAUACUUUGCGGAAUAUCUGGACAAUCUGGAUCGCGAAGCAGUUGAUGCCUACUGGCAGUCGGCGCUCAGGGGCUAUGACUCUGAACCCUUCCCUACGCCACCAUCUGGUUCGGCUGUUUCAAUGUCCGUUGUACCAAACUGCGUGUUGAAGCGAGAAAUCUCAGUACCUCAGGCAAUGGUGCCAGACAUCACUGCCGGUAGUCUGAUCCGGGCGGCCUGGGCGUUGGCGAUGGCAGCUACAUGUGGAGACAAAGACAUCGUUUUUGGAGCCACGGUCACUGGGCGUAACGCAAGUAUGGCUGGUAUUGAGGACAUUGCGGGACCUACGAUAGCCACGGUACCAAUCCGUCUGCGUAUCCCCGAUGGAUCGACACAAACUGUAGGGGCUUAUUUGAGCCAGGUGCAGAAACAAUUCAUGGAUAUGAUACCCUUUGAACAGGCCGGGUUGCAGCGCAUUCGGGAGCUUUCCACGGAAGCUCGACGGGCAUGCCAGUUCCAAACGCUACUCGUCGUCCAGCCAGGCGACAUCGACAGUUCAAAUCCGAUGAACAAUGGAGAAUUUCAAGAGGAGUUCGGUACCUGGAGGAACGAUACUGAGGCCCAAGAUUAUGCUAGCUAUGCCCUCAAUGUCACCUGCGUACUGAACGCUGGCGGAAUCGACGUGGAGGCAAUCUUUGACACCUCCGCCGUCAGCGAAUGGGUCGUCGGAUUGGUUCUAGACCGUUUCGAUGCCAUUUUACAGCAGCUCGCACGUGCUACUGCUGACCAGACUAUGGCUCUCGACGUACUGGCCCCGAGUGAUUAUGAUUCCAUCUGGAAGUGGAAUAGCAGCGUCCCAUCUGCAGUAGAAGGCUACGUGCACCAUCUCGUGGAGAACCAGGCCAACAUACGGCCGCAAGCUCAAGCAAUAUCCUCAUGGGACGGUGACUUCAGUUACUACGAGCUCAAUACCCAUGCCAAUAAGCUGGCAAGGCAUUUGAUCGCCCUGGGAAUCGCCCCUGGAAAAUUGGUACCGAUAUGUUUUGAAAAGUCGCGCUGGGCAGUGCUAGCAAUGCUGGCAGUGCUCAAGGCCGGGGGUGUCAUAGUUCCACUGGAUCCGACUAGAUCGGCUGACCGACGAGAGCGUAUUAUAUCGCAGACCGAUGCGACGGUGGUGGUGGCUUCUGCUCAACACGCUCAAAUGCUGGUUCAGACCGGUCGAGUUGUGGUUUCGGUCGAUCACAACAGUGUACAAAGCCUAUUAGAAGCGCCUUUAAGUCCAAAAAAGGUGUUGUUGACACCACAAAUGCCGGCAUAUAUCAUGUUCACGUCUGGAAGCACUGGUCAACCGAAGGGCGUCAUAGUAGAUCACCAAGCUGCCAUCACCACAUGCACGUACAAUGCUCGAAGAUUGGGAUUUACUCGAGAAUCUCGCACCUUUCAAUUCUCCGCGUACACUUUUGACGUCAGCAUCAUAGAGAUAUUAUCGACCUUGCUUUCUGGAGGGUGCGUUUGUAUACCUUCGGAUAACGAUAGACUCGGCGAUUUGGAAAGCAGCAUUAAUGCGAGCAACGCCAACUUCACCUUUCUGACUCCCACCGUGAGCCGAUUAUUGGAACCGGCCCAGGUGCCGUCGUUGACAACUCUCGCUUUAGGUGGAGAAAACAGUACGGACGAAGACUUUUCGCGAUGGACUCAUCAAUCGCGGAUCUUCAACGGAUAUGGUCCGACUGAGUGUACCCUAUGUUCACUGUAUGAAUUCACGGAUACUUCACCAGUCGGGUCUGGAUCUUGCAUCGGCACGUCCGUGGGCUCGGUGUUUUGGGUCGUGAUGCCUGGAGACGAAAAUCAGCUUGCACCCGUGGGGGCCAUUGGAGAAUUGCUGGUAGAGGGACCAGUUCUCUCACAAGGCUAUCUGAAUAGCCCAGAAAAGACCGCGGCCGCAUUUUUUGAAGAUCCUCAUUGGUUGAGACGUGGAAAUCCGUACCGCCCUGACCACAAUGGUCGCCAAGGUCGCCUAUAUAGGACCGGCGAUUUAGUGAGAUACACCAACAACGGAAAUUUACUAUUCAUCGGUCGACGAGAUACACAAAUUAAAAUUCGCGGCCAGCGUGUUGAAUUGGGCGAAGUCGAGCAUCACGUACAGAAAUGUAUCCCCGGAGCUCGACAGGUCGUUGCUGAAGUGAUAGUGCCACGAGGUGAUGGCGUUCAACCCACGUUGGCGGUAUUCAUGGUCGCAGAUAAGGACCUGAAAGGGUCAUCGGAUGAGAGACCGAGCAGGCAUGUCAAUGGGGACAGUAAAGGCGAGCAUAAUGGGAAAACAAAUGGAGAUCUGACAGCACGAAUAAUGAAUCCCUCAGCUGAGGUGAUUGACAAGCUUUCAGAGCGCCUGCCAGCGUAUAUGAUUCCAGCUGUUUAUUUACAAAUGCGUGCACUGCCAAUCAGCAGCUCAGGGAAAGCAGAUCGCCAGAUCAUCCGCAAUAUCGGUGCUGAAAUCUCAACUCAAGAUCUUGCAGAGUUUCACAGAGAGCGCCAGGGUGAUAGACGAGCCCCGUCUAGCCCUGCCGAGAAGUCUCUGCAAGAGAUUUGGGCGAGGACUUUCAGGGUUGAUGCCGAUUUAAUCAGCGUCGAUGAUGACUUCUUUCGACUUGGCGGUGACUCAAUUGCGGCUAUGAAACUCGUUGCUGACGCCCGCCGUUUGGGCUUUGCAUUUUCGGCCACAGAUGUUUACCGGAAUCCCAAAUUAUUCGCUCUUGCAAAGCUACUGACACAUGUACCCGAGGCUCAAUCAGAUGAGCUAGGCGCCUUCGCGUUACUAGAAGGCGAUAUAGCAGAUUGUCGGAACCGAGUUGCUGCUGCUUGUGAGCUUGAACCUAAAUGCGUUGAAGAUGCGUAUCCUUGCACGCCAUUGCAAGAGGGUCUCCUGGCUCUCACAGCUAAAUCCGAGGGUGCAUACACCACUCAAUGUCUUUUAACCUUAUCAGAUGGCGUCAAUCUGGAUCACUUCAGGGAGAUGUGGGAAGAGGUGACAUUACGUUUACCUAUCCUACGUACACGAAUUGUCCGAGACCCGCAGUAUGGAUUGCUUCAGGUCGUGGUAAACAAGCAAAUAAAAUGGGCGUACGAGGAGAAUCUUGACAUGUACCUGGACAAAGAUGCUUCGGAACCGAUGAUAAUGGGUCAACCAUUAGCCCGCUAUGCCUUAAUAUCAGACCGGAGCACACGUGGGUCGCAAAGCAUCUCUUUCGUCUGGACGAUACAUCAUGCACUUUAUGAUGGCCAGUUUUUCGGGCGGAUAACGGAUCUUGCCAACUGCCUCUAUGGUGGCAUCGCGGGGAAGGGAUCUUUCAAAGAGUUCAAAUACUUUGCAAGAUAUUUGGUCAAUCAGAAUGUUGAAGCCAGUGAUGUUUUCUGGCGGUCACAGCUUGAAAAUUACGAAUCCUUGCCAUUUCCCAGACUGCCAUCGGUACCGAAAGAGGUAAUAGCCAACCGUGUUGUUCGGCGACAGCUCGCGCCACUGCCAGCUUCAUCACAUCUCGUCACUGCCGCCAACCUGAUACGAGCAUCCUGGGCUCUGACAAUUUCCGCCUCCUGCGGUGAUAGCGAUAUCGUUUUUGGGACGACAGUCACUGGGCGACAAGCUGAUGUACCCGGUAUCGAAGAUAUCGCAGGGCCUACCUUUGCUACAAUUCCUGUACGUAUCCAGAUUGCUACGACCGAGACGAUCGCAGCAUAUCUUCAUAAGGUCCAGGAACAGUCGGUUGAUAUGAUUCCGUAUGAGCAAGCUGGACUACAGCGGAUCCAUGAGCUUUCCGCAGAUGGCCGCCGAGCCUGUCAGUUUCAGAACUUCUUGAUUGUUCAGCCUCCCCAAGAAGUGAGAGAACUUGAGCAUCUCGGUACCUGGACCACCAAUGUGGAUGCAAAAGACUUCGCUAGUUAUGCACUUAAUCUUGUCUGCGAGCUAGGCUCUAAUUGUCCCAAUGUGAAAGCCAUUUUCGAUCCAAGUCUGAUCAGCGAGUGGGAUGUGGAAAGGAUGUUAGAGCGGCUGGAUAGUGUGAUUCAGCAACUAGCUUGUGCCACCAAUGACCAGACACUGGCCGAGGUGGAUAUUCUGACAACCAGCGACUACCACUUACUGUCUCAAUGGAACAGUCAGACACCAACAACAGUCGAACGUUGUGUGCACAGCCUGGUGGAGGACCAAGUCUUGGCCAGGCCGGCAGAGCAGGCGGUGUGCGCUUGGGAUGGCGAUUUUACGUACGGCGAGCUACAAACGCUCGCCAGUAACCUUGCAUCUCAUCUCGUGAAUGUUGGAGGUGCUGGUCCCGGCAGGAUGAUACCGCUUUGCUUCGAGAAAUCCUGUUGGGCUAUAGUGGCGAUGUUUGCAAUCUUGAAAACGGGUGGCGUCGUUGUUCCGCUAGAUCCUCUACAACCAGCGGAUCGAAGAGAGCGGAUCAUAUCACAAACUGGUGCCGAUCUGGUGGUCACAUCUACGCAAUAUGCAGAGAGUCUAGCCCGAGCAGGCCGGAACGUGGUCGUUGUUGAACCCAAAUCCACGGUAGCGCUACCACUGACAACCGAAAACAUCAACAGUAAAUGUGAAGAUCCGGACUCAAUGGCUUUUGUCAUGUUCACAUCCGGCAGUACCGGGCAGCCAAAGGGUGUGGUCUUACAGCACCGGGCCAUAUCUACCGCUUGCGUUGCUCUCUGGAAUCGAUUUGGUGGCGGCUCGAAUCCUCGGACGUUUCAGUUUUCGUCUUUCACGUUCGACAUAAGCAUCUGGGAUAUCUUCGGAACCAUGAUUCAAGGAGGUUGCGUCUGUAUGCCUUCAGAUGACCAAAGGCUCAGCAGCAUGGAAGAGACUAUCGACAGAUUCAAGGCCAAUCUCUUGAUUACAACUCCUAGUGUGGGCAGACUGCUUGAGCCAUCCAACGUCCCGUCACUGACUGUAGUCGUCUUGGGUGGCGAGACCAGCACAGACGAAGACUUCACACGGUGGGGGCCGUCCAGAACUUUCAACGGCUACGGACCAACAGAAUGUACAAUGUGCUCAGUCAAUGAGUUUGUCGAGUCGUCGCCAGUUGGGUCAGGUUCCUGUAUUGGUACAGCUGUAGGGUGCACAUUCUGGGUUGUCACGCCAGACAACAUCAAUCAACUCGCACCAGUGGGAGCCAUUGGCGAGUUAUUAGUGGAAGGCCCCGUGCUAUCGCAAGGAUAUCUGGGCGAUCCGGAUAGAACGGCGGCCGGUUUUGUUAAGGAUCCUUCUUGGCUCUCUACUGGUGUUCUCGGCCAGGCAGGUCGACGUGGCCGCCUCUACAAAACCGGUGAUCUGGUACGCUACAACAGUGUGGACGGAAGUCUGACCUAUCUUGGCCGCAGAGAUACCCAGACAAAGGUUCGUGGUCAACGCGUCGAGCUAGGCGAGGUCGAAUACCAUCUCCAGGCUUGUGUACCAGAAACACCCCAGGUCGUCGCCGAAAUCAUUACGCCACGUGGCGAGGGUGCAAGUUCCAUGCUAGCCGCGUUUCUUGUCACCGGGAAGAGCAUAGACGAGGAUCCCAAUAGCAAGCUAAACGGGAAGCCAAACGGACAAUUGACAAGAAACUCUGACAAAAAGCUGCGUGACAAUUUGAGCAACAAGCCCUGCGUUAACUUGGUGAACAUCUCUACAGAAGCCGGCAGCGACUUGGCCAAGCGACUCCCAACAUAUAUGGUACCAACUGUCUACUUCGCUGUCGAUUCAUUACCUCUCACAAGCUCGGGCAAAACGGAUCGUCGAAUGCUUCGGGAACUUGCUUCUGGGUUUUCAGCCCAAGAAAUAGCUGAGUUCUGCAGCCGUCGAACAGAAAAGAGGAAGCCGUCGACACCAACGGAGCAUUCGUUACAGCAACUAUGGGCACUUAUACUUAAUAUUGAAGCCACUGCUAUAGGUGCGGAUGAUAGCUUCUUCCAACUCGGCGGCAAUUCUAUCGCUGCUAUGAAGCUCGUUGCUGAUGCUCGUCGUGCCAAUAUCGCACUGUCUGUUGCAGACGUAUUCCGCAACCCACGACUGUCAUCUCUCUCAGCUACCUGUAACUUGUGUCAAGCAACUGAUGCGACUCCAGACGAGCUGAAACCCUUCAGCUUAUUGGGAGAAGAUGGUAAAGCCUGCUCCAGUCGAGUUGCAGACGCCUGUAGUCUUCAACCUCAAGAUAUUGAGGACAUAUAUCCAUGCACACCAUUGCAGGAAGGUCUUCUCGCAUUGACGUCAAAGUCUGAGGGUGCAUAUACGGCGCGAAGUGUACUAGCAUUAUCAAAAGAUAUCAACAUCGAUCGAUUCCGAGAUGCCUGGACUAAGGUAGCACAAUUUUUGCCUAUUCUGCGCACUCGGAUUGUGCAGGACCUACAAUAUGGCCUAGUUCAGGUAGUGGUUGAUAAACAGCUUGCAUGGGGCGGCGGAGAACACCAUGAUCUUGAGAGUUUUACUAAAUACGACUCAGCGCAGCCAAUGGACCUUGGUCGGCCUCUUACCCGCUACGCAAUAGUUAUUGAUGAAUCACAGCGUGCGUGGUUCAUUCUGACUUUGCACCACGCGCUUUAUGACGGUCAAUUCCUCAAGUGGAUACCCGAUCUGGCCAGUGCCUUUUACAGAGACAUCCCUGCAGCGAGAGCGUUCAAGGAAUUCAAGUACUUUUUAGCCUAUUUGUCAAGGGUUGAUGCCAAUCGAUCGGAUGAAUACUGGCGCUCAACUAUGGAUGGCUACAACUCUCCGCCGUUUCCGCUUCCCACAUCAUGGACGGGCAAGUCCGUAACAGCUAAUCGAGUGUCAAGACAGCAAUUGAACAUACCACGAAUAUCAGAUUCGAAUGUGACUGCAGCUAGUGUAAUCCGGGCAGCUUGGGCGAUCACUAUGGCUGCCUGUUCCAGUUCGGCAGAUGUGGUCUUUGGUGCUACAGUCUCCGGGAGAUACGCCGAUGUUAUUGGCAUUACAGACGUCGCUGGACCUACGAUUGCUACAGUCCCGGUCCGUAUCCAGAUAACCGCCAAGCAGACAUUAACGCGGUAUCUUCAUCUAGUUCAAGAGCAAUCUACCGACAUGAUUCCUUUUGAACAGGCAGGCUUACAACGAAUCAGAGGGCUCUCGACAGAUGCUCGCCAAGCAUGUGAAUUUCAAACACUGUUAGUGAUUCAGCCUCAACAAGAAGCCGAGGAAAUACAUCAUGAAGGUUUUGGUGAUUGGAGGAAUGACACGGAAGUUCAAGAUUUUGCGACCUACGCGCUGACCUUGAUUUGCACUCUCACUCCCGAAGGGGCUUCAGUGGAGGCCAUCUUUGAUCCAUACUUCAUCAGUGAAUGGGUCAUAAAGGCAACAUUGAAACGUCUUGAUUCGGUGAUUCACCAGCUAGCCAAGGCCACACCACACCAGACCAUAAAUGACCUGGACAUCUUGACGCCCGGCGACUACGAACAAAUAUGGAAGUGGAACCACAAAUUCCCUUCCGAUCUGGCCAGUUGUGUGCAUGAACUCGUCGAAGCGCGAGCCAAAGACCAACCUACAGCACAAGCUGUAUGUGCCUGGGACGGCGAGAUGACAUACCAGGAAUUGAACGUACUCGCUAGUGAGCUGGCGAAUCAACUUAAGAAAUCGGGUAUCGGGCAAGAGAUCAUGGUCCCUAUUUAUUUCGAAAAGUGCCAAUGGGUCGUGGUUGCUAUGCUUGCGGUACUCAAGGCCGGUGGCGUUGUCGUCCCUAUAGAUACGUCGCAGCCGGCAAAUAGACGGGAGCGCAUCAUCGCCCAAACCGGCGCCAAGUUACUAUUGACUUCUGUUCAAUACGAAGCAGCUCUCGCCCAACCUGGUCGGACGGUCGUUGUGGUUGGGCCACAUUCAAUUCCCUCGAACCCGGUUCCUUCCGAGGCAGAAUCUACAGGAAGCGUCGUUGCCAUAGAACAAAGUCCAUUCUCUACCGCCUUCGUGUUAUUUACGUCUGGAAGCACAGGAGAGCCCAAAGGUGUAACGUUGAGCCACCGUGCUAUCAGCAGUACCUGUGCUGCCAAGUGGGCUCGAACCGGGGGUGGCACUCAGACUCGGGCUUACCAGUUCUCAUCCUAUACAUUCGACCUAAGUUACUACGAAAUCUUCGGAAGCCUCAUGCACGGAGGAUGUACCUGUAUACCUUCAGACGAGGAAAGACUUAAUCGGGUAGAGGAGAGUAUUAAUGCGUUAAGGGCUAAUCUACUUAUACUAACUCCCACGAUUAGUCGACUUCUAAACCCAAAUCAGGUCCCUUCCGUAGAGACAAUCAUGUUAGCUGGUGAGAGUUGCAAGAAGGAAGACCUUUCUCGUUGGACAGACCAUCGCGUGAGAGCCUUCAAUGUGUAUGGACCAACAGAAUGUACGAGUUGUACCAUCCACGAAUUUAAGACUGAUUCCUCAACCGAGCCAGCAGCGACCAGUCUUGGCACUGGUUCAGGAUCGCUUCUUUGGGUAGUUAUACCUGGGCAUGAGGACCAGCUUGCACCUAUCGGAGCCAUAGGGGAGCUGCUUGUCGAAGGGCCUGUAUUAUCUUCGGGAUAUUUGGGUGACCCGGAAAAGACAGCAACAUCUUUUAUUGAAGAUCCACCGUGGUUGCUUGCCGGCUUCCCUGGCUAUCCUGGUCGUCAUGGUCGCCUCUAUAAGACGGGUGACUUAGUUCGAUACAAUGAGGACGGAUCUUUGGUGUACAUCGGUCGCAAAGAUACACAAGUCAAGAUUCGUGGCCAACGUCUGGAGCUCGGUGAGGUAGAACACCACGUGAAAGCUUGUGUUCCGGGGGUCAAGGAAAUUGCGGCAGAAAUGAUACGACCUCGGAGCGAUCUCUCUAACUCCAUGCUGGCUGCAUUCCUGGUCAUGGAUGAAACUCACAGAAAUGACCACGAUGUGAAAACCGGAGAGACUGAGUUGCAACUGAUGACUAUUUCAGUCACCAUAGCAGACGACUUAGCUGAACGCUUGCCAACUUACAUGGUUCCAGUUGUGUACUUCACCGUCAACGUACUACCCAUGACCAGCUCGGGCAAGACUGAUCGUCGGAGUUUAUGUAGCAUUGCUUCUGAGUUUUCGGGGCAAAAGAUAGCAGAAUAUCGCAAUGCCAAUCUCAUGGAUAAGCGAAUACCAUCCACAGCAAUGGAGAGGAAGCUACAGGAUAUCUGGGCACGAGUUCUUCAGAUAAAUUCCGACAACAUUGGCGCCAACGACAACUUCUUCGGAUUAGGUGGCGACUCCGUCUCGGUCAUGAAGCUGGUUGCCGACGCUCGUCAGGUUGGCAUUCCACUGCUCUCUCGAGAAGUUUUCCGCAAUCCUCGACUGUCAGCACUAGCACAGGUGUCGAGCAAAGCGCAAGGGGUGCAAGGAGAGCUCGCUCCCUUCACAUUACUGUCAGGGAGUUCGCGGCUCAAGAGCGAUAACUCAGUCUCCUGGGUCGAGGAUGAGAUAAAACAUCGGGCUCGGAUAGCUGAUGCUUGCGACCUUGAUGAUGGACAGCUGGUUGAAGACGCAUACCCCUGUACACCACUACAGGAGGGCCUUCUUUCUCUAACAACCAUGUCUUCGAGUGCGUACACUACCCGAGGUGCCCUUAAGUUAUCGGGAGAUACCGAUCUUACUCGAUUUCGCGACGCUUGGGAGCAGGCAUCACAAAAACUCCCAAUAUUACGUACCAGAAUUAUCCAAGACACGGAUUUUGGCCUGAUCCAAGUCGUCGUCAAUGAAAAUCUCAAAUGGGCUUACGGAUACGACCUGGACAAGUAUCUCAAGCAAGAUGCCAACAAGCCGAUGGACCUUGGACUACGUCUAAUCCGAUUCGGUAUAGUAUUCAGCAGCUCUGGUACCUGGUUUGUGUGCACGGUGCAUCACGCCAUCUAUGAUGGGCAUCUUUUCAACCGCGUCCUAGCCCUAGUCAAUAGCUUCUAUCACGAAUCUCCUCAUCAGGCGCCUCAAAUGCGAGACUUCAAGUAUUUUAUAAAGUACAUCUCGGAUAUGGACACCGAAUCUGCUGGCACAUAUUGGCGGUCCAAAUUCGACGGCUAUGAUUCCGAGCCAUUCCCUGCACCAUCACUGAAAUCGACGGCCACAUCAGCCAAGUGCACUGUGAAUCACCGCAUAGCAUUGCCUUACAAAGCACCAUCAAAUUCCAACAUUACUCGUGCUAAUCUUAUAAGGGCGGCAUGGGUAUUGACAAUAGCUGCCUGCUCCGGCACGUACGACGUGGUGGUUGGCGCGACAGUAUCAGGACGGUACGCAGAUGUCGACGGCGGCGCUGAGAACAUUGCCGGACCCACGAUUGCCACAGUGCCUGUACGUGUUCAAAUAGACUCUGCACAAAAUGUGACAGAUUACCUUCGUCAUAUCCAGGAACAAUCUGUCGACAUGAUUCCCUACGAGCAAGUUGGAUUACAACAUAUCCAGGAGCUGUCCUCGGCGGCACGUCAUGCGUGCAACUUCCAAAGCCUUCUCGUUGUACAACCUCGUAAGGAAGCUGACUCCGAGGUAAUGAAAGACGGAAAUUUUGGAACCUGGAAGAACUUGGCCGAGGACAAAGACUUUGCCAUAUAUCCCUUGAAUUUGAUCUGCAAUUUGGAUACCGACAGUGCCGGGCUCCAGGUCCUUUUCGAUUCGACUGCCAUCAGCAACUGGUUUAUGGAGUUGGUACUGGAACGAUUAGAUCAGGUUGUCCAGCAGUUGUUGUCUGCUACCGCUGGACAGACCAUUGCAGAUAUAGAGGUUUUGGCGCCAACUGACCAUCGCAGGUUGGGGUCCUGGAAUGGUCAAGUACCACAAAGCAACGAGCGCUGCAUUCAUAGCUUCGUGGAGGAGCAGGCUAUGGAACAACCGAAUGCGCAGGCCGUGUUUGCCUGGGAUGGCGAGUUCACCUACAAAGAGCUGGACACGCUGGCUAGUCAGCUGGCUCAGCACCUCAUCACUCUCGGUCUUUUGCCUGAGAUGAUGGUACCGCUGUAUUUUGAGAAAUCACGAUGGACUGUGGUGGCAUUCCUGGCAGUUUUGAAGGCUGGCGGCGCGGUUGUUCCACUGGAUCCAGAACGAUCUCAUGAUCGCAGAGAACAUAUCAUAGAGCAGACUGGUGCUCAGUUGAUGCUGGCUUCUGCCAAGUAUUCAGAAAACUGUGCUUGUGCUGGUCGAGUCGUUGUUAUUGUUUGUCAGCAAAGCAUGCUAGAUUUGUGUGAGAAGUCAUAUGGCCCAGUCAAAUGGCAGGUCACGCCCUCGAUGGCAGCCUACGUCAUGUUCACCUCUGGUAGCACCGGACAGCCGAAGGGUGUGGUCGUGGAGCACCGUGCAAUGAGUACCAGUAGCUCCAACAUUGCAAGAGAACUCUUGAUCAACAGGCGAUCCCGUGUGCUUCAGUUCUCUGCAUAUGUAUUCGACGUCAGCAUCAUGGAGACAGCAAGCGCUCUCAUGCAUGGAGGUUGCUUAUGCAUACCUUCCGAGGAUCAGAGACAUCAAGAUAUCGAGGGCAUCAUCAACUCAAUGAGCAUAAGUGUGGCAUUCCUGACACCUGCAAUCGGCCGUUUAAUUGAGCCCGACAGAGUUCCUUUACUGGAAACAAUCUUCAUGGGUGGUGAAGCUGCAGUUGACGAUGAUUUCAUGCGAUGGGAAUCCAGGGCUCAGGCUGUCAACGCAUACGGUCCCACGGAAUGUUCUGCGAUAUGUUCUAUCAGCACGAAGCACUCAAGCCCGGGCUGUGGCUCUCGUAUCGGGUCUGCAAUUAGCUGCGUUACCUGGAUUGUGAUGCCUGAAGACCCCAACCGGCUUGCUCCUGUCGGAGGAGUGGGUGAAUUACUCAUCGAGGGCCCCAUCCUGGCACGAGGUUAUCUUCAUGACCCGACAAAGACAGCAGCAUCGUUCAUCGAGGACCCGCCAUGGCUGCUACGUGGCACUGCUGAUCAACUGGGCCGUCGAGGGCGUCUGUAUCGCACAGGUGAUCUUGUACGCUAUGGUGAAAACGGUGAGCUAAUCUUUCUCGGCCGAAAGGAUACGCAAGUCAAAAUCCGUGGCCAGCGCGUUGAGCUGGGAGAAGUCGAGUAUCAGGUACGCGCGUGCGUCCCAGACGUGAGCCAAGUGGCUGCGGAGGUGAUCACUCCGAGCGGUGCUGGCGGUGUCCCUGUGCUAGCAGCGUUCUUGACUAUGGAAGGCAAGACAAAUUCUAUGGCUGAUGCCAUCCGUAUGAUCGAUUUGACGGAGGCAGCUCAAGACAGGCUUGCUGAGAGACUCCCUGCCUAUAUGGUGCCAGUGCUCUACUUCGACAUUAGUCGCUUCCCCAUCAAUAGAUCCGGUAAAAUCGACCGCCACCAACUUCGUGCCCUGGGUGAUGGAGUCCAGAUCGCGAAUCGUGGACAGGUACGCCAACCUACAUCAGAGGCGGAGCUUCAGAUGCAAAAUAUAUGGAGUCGCGCGCUGAGAAUGGAACCCAACGCCAUUGGACUGGACGACAGUUUCUUUGGCCUUGGUGGCAAUUCAAUCGUGGCGAUGCAGCUCAUGGGAGAAGCUCGUAGGGCAGGUCUCCAACUUUCGGUGGCAGAUAUUUUCCGCCAUCCUAAGCUCUACGAUAUGGCAAAGCAAGCAAGCCCCUCAUGUGGAAGUACAUCCCAAGGCAUACCGAAACAUAACAAGUCCGAAGCCGUUGAGCAGUCCUACGCUCAAGAGCGCCUGUGGUUCCUCGAUCGGUUGUAUCCUGGAUCCACGCAUUAUCUGAUGCCAAGUGCAUUUCGACUACGAGGUCCUCUCUCGUUGGAUGCACUCAGUACAGCAAUGUGUGCUCUGGAGCGUCGUCACGAGACACUCCGGACGGUUUUCGGGUCUGAAAAUACUGUGAAUGUUCAAAUAGUCCGUCCAUUCCAAACCAAGGAGCUGAAGGUUGUUGACAUGCCCUGGGACCUGGAUGGUGAUUUUGUGCCUGCUCUACAGCAGGAACAGAUGGUUCCAAUCGAUCUUGAGGGAGAGGCGAGCUGGAAGGUCUGUGUCUACCGAUGUGGCACAGAAGAUUAUAUCUUGUCUAUUGUCAUGCAUCAUAUUAUCUCUGAUGGCUGGUCUGUCGACGUUCUUUGCAAGGAGCUCGCCAGAUUUUACUCUGCCGCUCUUCGCGCGCAAGAUCCUAUCUCGCAGAUAGAAGAGUUGCCAAUCCAAUACAGUGACUACUCCGUCUGGCAAAGGCAGGAUGAGCAGGUCAAUGAGCAACGUCGACAGCUCGACUACUGGGUCCAGCAACUACAGGGAAGUCGUCCCGCCGAAGUACCUUGUGACAUGCCACGCCCGGCCAGGCUCUCGGGCCAGGCCGGUGUGCACCAACUCAGGAUCGACGGGUCCUUAUUCGAGGCUCUGGACCAUUUCUGCAGAGACCGAGAGGUGACACCAUUUGUGGUCCUCCUCGCCGCAUUCAGAGCGACCCACUAUCGCCUUACUGGUGUCAGUGAUGCAGCUAUCGGAACUGGCAAUGCCAACCGCGACCGUUGGGAACUUAGAGACGCCGUUGGCUUCUUCGUGAACAUGCAAGCCCUCCGCAUCAAGAUUGAAGAUGAAACUUUUGAGGAACUAGUUCAGCAAGUCCAAGCCACGACAAUUGAUUCCUUAGCUAACCAGGACGUUCCGUUCGAAAGAAUCGUCGCAAAGAUUAAUUCCGAAAGGGAUCUAUCUCGUAACCCAAUAUUCCAAGUGGCCAUGCUACUACACUCUCAGCUGGAAUUGGGAACAUUGAGGCUUGAAGACGUUGAGACAGUGCCCAUACCAUUGCCAGUCACCACCAGGUUUGAUCUCACCUUCCACUUUUACCAAGAAGAGCAUGCGCUACAAGGCAGAAUUCUGUACUCAACAGAUCUCUAUAAGCCUGAAACGGUCAGAAAUAUGCUCUCCGUUUUCGAAUCGGUGCUUAAUCGGAGUCUUUCUGACCCGAAGACGACAAUUGCGACACUGCCGCUGCUGACAGACGAGCACUCCUCAGCAUUGGACGCACUUGGCCUAGGCCAGAUUCAAAGGACAGACUACCCUAAAGAAAUGAGCGUCGUCGACGUGUUCCGCCAGCAAGCCGCUGCCACUCCCGAGAGCUUAGCCGUCAAGGACUCCUCAUCCCAAUUGACAUAUGCUCAGCUCGACCACCAAUCGGACCUGCUGGCCGCUUGGUUGGUAAAGCGGUCUCUGGCUCCGGAAAUACUCGUUGGUGUGCUUGCCAAUCGAUCCUGCUACACCAUUACUGCUUUCAUGGGUAUUCUCAAGGCAAAUCUGGCUUACCUGCCCCUCGACACCAGAACUCCGGAGGGUCGAAUGGAAACAAUCCUCUCGUCUGUACAAGGCCGUAGACUUGUUCUAGUGGGGCCCGCCGUGAAAAUCCCAAACCUCGAAGUAGAGGAUGUCGAAUUCUUAUUCAUCAACAAUAUCCUCACUGGGUGCACAGAAGAAUCGGAACCUCUUCAAUUAUCACCACUGGGGGCCCUGCCUUCACCAACUAGCCUUGCCUAUGUCAUGUUCACCUCCGGGUCCACCGGCAGGCCGAAGGGCGUUAUGGCGGAACAUCGUGGUAUAGUCAGGCUAGCGAAACAGAACGUGCUCAACGAGCACCUCCCUCCAGCGGUUAGGAUAGCUCAUAUGACGAACAUCAGUUUCGACUUGUCGUCUUGGGAAAUCUAUACCGCUAUCUUGAAUGGCGGUUCUCUGAUCUGUAUCGACACAAUGGCAAUGUUGGAUUUCACGACGACAAGUAGGAUCUUUGCCCGCGAGGGAGUUCAGACUGCUGCUUUUACAGCGUCAGUUUUCAAGCAGUACAUCAACCACAGUCCCGCCACGUUUUCUGACUUGGAUGUGGUGUACGUAACCGCCGAGCGACUGGACCCGGAGGACAUGUUUGCCGCAUUGAAGGUUAUGAAGGGCAAAUUUGUCCAGACAUACGGACCGACAGAAGACACGAGCACUAGUACGCAGUACUGGGCGACAGAGAAGGAUCUGUGUACCAAUGGGGUGCCAAUUGGGCGCGCGAUCAGCAAUUCGGGUUCGUUCGUCAUGGACUCGCAGCAGCGCCUGGUCCCGCUCGGCGUGAUUGGAGAGCUUGUGGUGAUAGGCGAUGGUCUUGCCAGAGGAUACGUGGACCCUCUACACAAUAUCAACAGAUUCAUUACGGUGAAGGUCCGGGGAGAAGAGAUUAGAGCCUACCGGACGGGAGACUAUGUACGCUAUCGACCUACUGAUGGAGAGUUAGAGUUUCUUGGACGAAUCGAUGGUCAAGUUAAGAUACGGGGCCAGCGGGUUGAACUACCAGAGAUUGAACACACCAUUGGCAACCACGAAUCAGUCGAACACGCUGUGGUCCUUUUAAACCGUGAUGGCAACUCAGAGCCGCAGGUCAUCAGCUUCGUUACCCUUCGCGAAAGAGAUCUUGAACUCGAUGGAACACAUGACAACAGCGAAGAAUCACAAUACGUAGACGACUGGGAAGAGCACUUCAAUCUUGAUACAUACAACUCGAUUGGCAACACAGAACCAGAGAAGAUUGGAAGAGACUUUCUAGGAUGGACCUCCAUGUACGAUGGGAGCGAAAUCGACAAGGGAGAAAUGAAUCAGUGGCUGGACGAUACAAUUGCAACGAUACGUAACGGCGCCAACCCCGGUCGCAUUCUUGAGAUCGGAACAGGUUCAGGAAUGCUUCUUUUCAACCUGGCAUCCCAAGGCAUAGAUGGGUACGUCGGCCUCGAACCAUCUCAAAAGGCAGCAAAUUUCGUGAACCAGACCGCGGCAUCUAUUCCCACGAUGAACGGCAAAGUCAAGGUUCAUAAGGCUGCCGCUGCAGAUAUCGAACAUCUAGGAAGCCUCGGCUUCCCUGACUGUGUAGUGGUGAACUCAGUUGCUCAGUACUUUCCAAGUCAAGCUUAUCUCUCGAGGCUGGUGCAAAGUCUGCUCAAGCUGGAUGGUGUGAAAAGACUCUUCUUUGGUGAUAUUCGAUCCCAUGCAGUAUUCCAAGAGUUUUUGGCUACCAGAGCGUUGCAUAUGAUUGGAGAAGAAGCAACUCAAGAUGAGUUCAGACGGAUAAUGGCUGAAAUGGAGCGGGCCGAGUCAGAGUUGCUCGUUGAUCCAGCCUUCUUCACUCGACUUUUGAGAGAAAUUCCCGACCAGAUCGAGCACGUUGAGAUUCUGCCCAAAAGAAUGCAUGCCACCAACGAACUCAGUUGUUAUCGAUUUGAUGCUGUCAUCCACCUCAGAGCAAGGGGACGUGCUUCGAGGCAACUCAAUCACAUUAGAGAGGACCGCUGGAUUGACUUUGUGGAACAAGGGCUGACCGGAAAGGCACUCUCCAAGAUGCUGCAGCAAACCCGAGCUGACUCACCUCUUGUUGCUAUUAGCAAUAUUCCUCACGGAAAAACUAUUUUCGAAAGACACAUUAUCGAUUCACUCAAUAACAGUGGAACUAGUCCAUCCAGUGAUAGAAAGUGGCUCUCAUCAAUCCGUCAUCUCUCUCAAGCAUGCGAUUCGCUUUCUGCAGUGGACUUGGCCACGAUAGCUCGGGAAUCAGGGCAUAGGGUCGAGCUUAGUUGGGCACGGCAGUACUCUCAGCGGGGAGGCAUAGACGCAGUGUUCCAUUGUCUCCAACCGGUCAGUGGUGAAUCCAGAGUCAUGUUCCAAUUUCCUCAUGAUAGCACACAUCCGCCUCGACCUCUUGCAAGCCAACCAUUGCGCAAGCAAUUGAUCCACAAAGCUGAAAGACAAAUCCGCGCGUCAUUGGUAGCCAAGUUACCUUCGUACAUGGUUCCUAGCUCAAUCACCAUCUUGGACAGGAUGCCCUUCAACUCUAAUGGUAAGGUUGAUCGUCAAGAACUUACUAGAACACUCCAGAACAAGCCAGCCCCAGAAAGAACAUCACUGGUACGGCAACCAACGUCGGAAUCAGAAGCAAGGAUGCAGCGAAUAUGGGCCAAGGUACUCGAUGUUGAGCCCAUCAUCAUUGGGCUUGACGAUAGCUUCUUCCAGAUUGGCGGCAACUCAAUUGCAGCAAUGAAAGUCGUUGGAGAGGCUUCGAAGACCGGUCUCAAGUUGGCUGUGGCCGACCUCUUCCGUUACCCGGUACUUUGUGAUCUUGCCAGCCGAGCUGCUGAAAAGGUGGAUAUUGGCCCCGUGGAAAUUGCACCUUUCUCUCUCCUUAGUGAGAAUGGCGACGUCACGUCGUUCCUCCAGGAGAUUGCAAGUCAAUAUCGGUUAAACUCGACUACCAUAUCCGACGCCUAUCCCUGCACACCUCUACAGGAGGGUCUUCUAUCCUUGACAUCUAAGCAGUCUGGAGACUAUGUCAUGCAAGGUGUUUUAGAGCUUUCUUCUAAGGUGCAAAUUGAUUCUUUCCGUAUGGCAUGGGAGCAAGUACACCAUACAAUGCCCAUAUUGCGUACCCGACUUAUUCAGCAUAGCAGCCUCGGCCUUGUGCAGGUGGUAGUGGACGAAAAGAUUCGAUGGAUUGAAUCAGACAACCUCCAAAGAUAUCUUGAGGAUGACAAGAAUCAUAUAAUGGACUUGGGUGAGGUUCUCACACGUCACGCCAUCAUCAAAGACGAAACGGGAACACCCAAAUAUUUCGUAUGGACGAUACAUCAUGCACUCUAUGACGGAUGGUCGAUGCCUCUGAUUAUAGAUGCCGUCAGGCGCGGAUACGGAGGAGAAACCUUAGGACAAGGCCCACAAUUUAAGGCGUUUAUCAAGUACAUCAAAGAGCAGGGGAAUGAGAAGAUGUCUACCUACUGGCGCGACACCUUGAAUUCUUACGAGGGUGGAUCGUUCCCAUCAACACCACACUCCACAGAUCAACCAUUAGCGGACCAAGUGGUGGUGCACAAGUUUCCACAGGCCAAGCAACGAUUCAGUGACAUCACAGAAUCGACACUGAUCCGCGCCGCAUGGAGCUUGGUAACUAAAUGUAUGUCCGGUUCAAACGACAUCGUCUUCGGUACAACACUCUCUGGAAGAAAUGCACCAGUUCCUGGCAUUGAAUUAAUGGCAGCUCCAGCAUUCGCAACAGUUCCUGUCCGUGUGAAGCUGGCGAGCAAUCAGAAGGUCUCGGAAUAUCUGAGGACAGUUCAGCAGCAGGCGACAGAGAUGAUCCCGUUCGAACAAGCCGGACUGCAUAGAAUUGCUCGACUGUCUCCUGGAUGCAGCAAAGCUUGCUCGUUCCAGACCCUGCUCGUGAUUAACCCGCAGAGGACACCGAGCGAUGGUGACACCACCGAGUCGCUCGGGGAGUGGAUGGCCACAGAUCAGCAGCAGCGGUUCAACUAUCCUCUCGUAAUUCAGGUCCAACUUGAGACACAAGAAGUGACAGCAAAGGCUAGCUACGAUUCAAGAGUUCUUGAUCCGGCAUUGGUACGAAAUCUUCUGGAACUACUUGGAUUCGUGAUGAUACAGCUUAUCGGCGCGCCUGCUGGGAGCCGCUUGACAGACAUUGAGGUCGUCACAACGCCGGACCUUGAGCAAAUUUGGAACUGGAAUAGUACUCUUCCGAGCUCGGCCGAUAGAUGCGUGCAUGAUAUCAUCCAGGACCGUCUGCAGACUCAAAAGAGCGCACCUGCUAUUUGCGCUUGGGAUGGUGACCUGGCAUAUGGGGAACUUGACCGAUUAUCUUCAAAUCUAGCGGCUAGACUCGUUGAUCUUGGCAUAGAGUCUGGGAAGUUGGUACCGUUGUGUUUUGAAAAGUCAAAGUGGAAUAUAGUGGCUAUGCUGGCUGUGCUCAAGACUGGCGCAGCAUUCGUUCCUCUGAACGCAUCUCAGGCAUCGGGGCGGAGGGAUCGAGUGCUGGUUCAGUUUGCACCCGAAGUGAUCUUGACAUCGACGAACCACGCAACGGAACUGUACAGUCGUGGACGAACGGUACUGGUUAUCAACACAGAGACUAUGAAUGACCUGCCAGAAAAGGCAAUUGCCAUACAAAAGCAACCAUCGUCCGCAGCCUACACCAUCUUUACCUCUGGCAGCACUGGCCAGCCGAAAGGUGUUGUGGUCGACCAUCGCGCUCUGGUCACGAGUUGUCUGAGCCAUGGAUCAAUAAUUGGGUUUAACGAGGAGACGAGAAUGCUUCAAUUUACGUCGCAUACAUUCGACGUUAGCAUUAUGGAGAUUCUGACUACCCUUGUGCAUGGAGGUUGUAUAUGUAUACCGUCCGACGACGCAAGAUUUGACAACCUUGAACAAGCCGCUGAUGGUAUGAAGGUCAACAUUGCCUCCCUGACACCAUCUGUGGCAAGACUCGUGGAUCAAAGCCGAAUACCAACUCUAAGUUCGAUCGUAUUAGGUGGGGAGAACGCGACUGCCGGGGAUUUUGAAAGAUGGAGGCAUCUUGCCCACGUUUUCAAUGGCUAUGGACCAACAGAAUCUACUGUUUUCUGCGCUAUCAACAAGGUGGCAAGCGGCAGCAGCAGUAGUAGCGGAGGUUGUAUAGGAAGCGCUGUGGGCUCCGUACUGUGGAUCGUCUCACAAGAAGAUGACCAGCGCCUGGCACCGAUAGGCGCUGUUGGAGAGCUAGUGAUCGAGGGCCCUCUCUUGGCACAAGGUUAUCUCAAUGACCCAGAGAAAACAAACGCGUCAUUCAUCAAAGAUCCGGCUUGGCUAACAUGCGGAUCGCCGACCCAUGUCGGACGCCGGGGUCGUGUGUACAAGACCGGAGAUCUAGUGCGCUACAACACGGAUGGUAGCCUCUUCUAUAUUGGGCGAAAGGACUCUCAGGUCAAAAUUCGCGGACAGCGCGUGGAAUUAGGCGAAAUAGAGUAUCACCUUCGGGAGGCUAUCCCCGGUGCCCUCCAGGUGUCUGUUGAAGUGAUCACACCCAGCGGAGAAGGAUCCACUCCGACUCUUACAGCCUUCCUUGUCUUGGAGAAUGAGUUCACCGACGAAACAUCACCCGAGGAGCGCAGCGAGAAGCCGUCGGUCCGGCCUUACAACAUACCCUCCACGGUAGAAGACAGUUUGUCUGAAAGCUUACCUGCGUAUAUGAUUCCCACGGCAUAUUUCAUAAUCAACAGGAUUCCUAUCAGCAGUUCGGGCAAGACCGACCGCGCGGUAUUGCGCGAAAUUGGGACGACGCCCUCACUCCAGCAACUGGCCGACACAAACGUCAAGGCCGGGAUUCGCGCUCCUGCCACAGAAACAGAGUCAGCGUUGCAACAGAUCUGGGCGUCCGUCCUGAACAUCGAUUCUGCUACCAUCGGAGUUGACGACACCUUUUUCCGCCUCGGUGGCGACUCCAUUACAGCCAUGCAGGUUUCCGCAUCAGCACGCUCCGCUCAAAUUGAUAUCUCAACUAGAGAUAUACUCCGCAAGAAGACUAUCUCUCGUCUCGCGAAGAGUGCUCUUGCUUCGAGUUACCGCCCUGGAUCUAAUGCUGUAGCUAAAGAAGAAGCUAGUGGUCAGCCGUUCCCACUGAGUCCCAUCCAGAGCCUUUACACUCUUCUGGGAGACGACCCUACUAGAUGUUUCGACCAGUGCUUUCUUCUCAAGCUGCGAGAAAAAGUUCCUUACGACACUCUAGUAACGGCCAUUCAGACAAUCAUAUCCAGGCAUCCUAUGCUACGGGCUAGGUUUAGCCAGACACACGAGGGAAUCUGGGAGCAGCGCAUUGCUGACGAUGUCUCUCAGUCGUUCCAUAUACAUCAUAUCCAGAACGCAACACUCGACGCUUUAGAACAAGCCAGCGAAAUUCGACACUGUCGCGAAACCCUCGAUGUCAAGAAGGGACCUGUUGUCGCGUCGGUUCUUUUUGAGAAUCCAGACUCUCAGACUAUAUUCAUUGCUGCGCACCAUCUCGUCAUCGACCUUGUCUCGUGGCGCCUGUUCCUACAAGAGCUGGAAGAACUGUUGAGUGGCAGGCAAAAGUUACUGCCUCCAACCCUGAGCUUCCGUACGUGGUGUGAACUUCAGUCGCGAUAUGCGGCAGAGAGCCUUAGCAUCCCAUCGUCUAGCUCUAGCGGCGAACAGCUGUCUUCAUCGUCGUACUGGGGAAUUGAUAAAAACGACAACACCGCAGGCGCAACAACAACGAAGUAUUUCUAUCUAGACAAUCAAACGAGUGCGAAAAUUCUGGGCGGUGCAAAUGACGCAUUUGGGACGCGUCCACUGGAGCUGAUGAUAGCAGCCUUGAUACACUCUUUCAGGACUGUGUUCCAGGACCGUGAGCCGCCAGCAAUAUUCAGCGAAGGCCACGGUCGGGAGCCCUGGAACAACAUUAUUGAUAUCACACGCACUGUAGGGUGGUUCACCACAAUAUACCCCGCGCAUCCAUCGAUAUCUGCGGAUAGCUCCGUCAUCGACACGAUUCGCCUUACAAAAGACUUUAUUCGUAGCCUAUCAAAAAACGGGUGGUCGUAUUUCACAUCACGAUUUGCAGACGAGAGGAAGGCUAGACCGAAUGCUCAGGCUUUCCCAGUCGAGAUUUUGCUCAAUUUUGCUGGCUCGUAUCAACAGCUGGAACGGCAAAAGUCGAUCUUUGAACAGCUUCCGCUCCCAGAGAAUUGUAAACCAGCAUCCGCAUCAGGUCUGAAGAGACAAGCUCUUUUCGAUAUCUCAGCAAUCACAGACAAAGGGCGAUUGGCCACUUCCUUCACAUUCCCAAAGAACGCUCAUCAUCAAGAAAGAAUCGCCUCUUGGGUGGACCAAUACGAGACUAUUCUAGGGGAGAUUGCGUCUCAGUUAUCAAACCGUCCCCGGGUGUGGACAGUCGCUGAUUUCCCCAUGGCUUUCAGCUCAUACGAACACGUCGCCGACUUCCAAAUUCACCUGUUGCCACAGCUUCAAUACAAGGUGGACGAUGUCGAGGAUAUCUACCCUUGUACAGUCGUGCAAGAGCGUUUCCUAGCUGCUCAACGUCAAGAUCUGACGAAAUACCGAAUCAAGCUGGAGCUCGAGGUCCUUGAGAGCGGCCUCAUUGACCUACCGAGAAUUGAAGCCUCGUGGCGGGCUGUUGUGCGGCGACAUUCCAUUCUACGCGCACUGCUAUCGAACCAAGUUCCAGGAAGCUCCCGGACGAUGCACGUCGUCCUGAAAGACCCCACUCCCAACAUAACAUAUAUCCACGACAGGACAGUCUCUCGGAAUAAUCUCCCGCGGGAAUCCAGUCCGCAUCAUGUUGGUUACGAUGAGCGCGGCUUGCAGCAUAGCUUGUCGAUCCGCCAAGUUGACGAACACCGCGCUCUUCUCCGCAUCGAGAUCAACCACGUAAUCAUAGAUGGCUACUCCAUAGCAAUACUCCUGAAUGAUCUCCGUCUGGCAUAUGGCGAUCGCCUUGACCUCGAAGGCCCGCUCUACGGCGACUUUAUCAAGUACGUCGAGCAGCAAUCACUAGACGCGGACCGGGAGUUCUGGACGAGUCACCUCAAGGAUAUCGAAAUAUGCCAUUUCCCGGUUGCAAAAAGCCACACGACUGGACAAGGCACCUUCAGAGUCAACGUGCCGCGUAUAAAUGCAGAAAAGAUACAUCACUUCUGCCUAAAGUCGGAGUUUACAACAGCCACUGUCAUUCAGGCAGCAUGGGCGUUGGUCCUGCAACAAUACACAGGGUUGACGGUGCCAUGCUUCGGGAUGUUGACUUCUGGCAGAGAUGUCCCUGUCGACGAAGUCAGUCAGAUUCUUGGACCACUCAUCAAUAUCGUCCCUUGCCGAGUUCAACUUUCCCAACCGCGGUCGGUCUCGAAGGUACUAGAGGAAAUUCAAGACGAUUAUACCAAGAGCUUGUCGCACCAGACAUAUGCAAUGGUAGAAAGCCAAGGGAAAUCCGGGGUAAACAAGCCCGGACUUUUCAAUACUGCUCUGUCCAUACAGAGGCGGAGAGAAAGUCCGACUCAGGUCCAGGGCAGCAACACCAUCGAGCUCAAACACAGCCAAGAUCCAGUAGAAUGGGAUAUAUAUGUCAGAGCGCAAGAUUGGACUGAUGGCCUCGACAUAACUUUGGAGUUCUGGCAAGAUUCAACGUUUGAAACGACUGGCCGGGAAGUGGCGGAUUUCUUCAGUGCUGCUUUGGGGAUUGUUAUUUCGGCACGCGAAGACAGCAUUGACAGUCUUCAAUUGGGAAAUUAGAUAGAAUGGGUUUCGUAUGGAAUUGGGUUCUCUUGUUGGAUUCUUCUUAGGAUGGGAUGGCGUUUGGUUGCUUAUGUGGCUCCUGGGUAAAUAGACAGGCCUUGGGGCUCCUUUCCUUGGCAGAUCAAACAUAAUUGUAGAUCGUACAUAAUCGAAGGCGAUUGUCAGGC